CGGGAACGAGAUUUACAUGGACGAGGCCACUUCCACUGUAGGGGAAAAAGAGAAUAAUUUCACUACUCUCACUCUCUUAUUUUGAAAACAAUCGAAUGGGAAAUUUCUACAAGCCUACCUGUUUCCUUCCAUCCGAGGACCGGAAACUCGAGGGCGUGAGUUCCCAAAAUGCUCAGCGAAGACGUCAGAGAUGGCGGCGGUAGCGGCUUUUCGCCGGUUUAGUGGCCGCUGGAGGCCUUGCCUGGCGAGUGUUCGCGGGGCAGCUUUCUGUGGACGGGCCUUCAGUUGCAGAUUUUAUUCUGGAAGUGCAACCCUCCCAAAAGUUGAAGGAGCCAAUGUCACCAGUGUUGAAGAAGUGGUCAUUCCAAGAAAGAAAAUUUGGGAUAAAGUGGCAGUUCUUCAGGCACUUGCAUCCACAGUAAACAGGGACCCCACAGCUGCCCCUUAUGCAUUUCAGGAUGAUCCUUACCUCGUGCCAGCAUCCUUUCCAGAAUCUCGUUCGUUUUUAUUGGCAAAGAAAUCUGGAGAGAAUGCAGCAAAGUUUAUUAUUAAUUCAUAUCCCGAAUAUUUUCAGAAGGAUAUAGCUGAACCUCAUAUACCGUGUUUAAUGCCUGAGUGCUUCGAACCUCAGAUUGAAGGCAUAAGCGAAGCCGCCCUGAAGGAACGAAUUAAGCUCAGAAAAGUCAAAGCUUCAGUGGAUAUGUUUGAUCAACUCUUGCAAGCAGGAACUGCUGUGUCUCUGGAAACAACUAAUAGUCUCCUGGAUUUAUUGUGUUACUAUGGUGACCAAGAGCCUCAAGCUGAUUAUCAUUUUCAACAAACUGAAAAGUCAGAAGAAUUGGAAGAGGCUACAGGGGAAGCUAAUGAGGAACCUAGGAAGACUGGUCGUCACCUUGGAGGUACUUGGAGAGAAAAAAACAACGCUGAGAGGAUCUUUGCUCUAAUGCCUGAGAAAAAUGCACAUUCCUACUGCACAGUGAUCCGGGGAAUGGUGAAGCACCAAGCAAAUGAGCAGGCGUUAAAGUUGUACACCGAAUUGUUGAACAACAGACUUAGUGCUGAUGUAUACACCUUUAAUGCUUUGAUCAAAGCAACAGCAUUGACAGGGAAUGACAAAUAUGAGGUGAAGUGGAAUAAAAUACAGGAGCUGUUGAAACACAUGGUCGCGCAGAAGGUGAAGCCCAGUCUCCAGACAUUCAACACCAUUCUGAAGUGUCUCCGAGGAUUCCGUGAGUUUGGGAAAGUGCCAGCCUUGCAGACCUUGCGUGAGAUGAAAGCCAUCGGCAUAGAGCCCUCGCUUGCAACGUAUCACCAUCUCCUUCAAGUGUUUUAUCACACGGAAAGCACUUCAAAAGAGCCAUCCCUGAUCAUCUAUGAUAUAAUGAAUGAAUUAAGGGGGAAGACGUUUUCUGCAAGGGACCUGGAAGACGAUGCGUUUUUUCUAUCAGCCAUGAUAGUUUGUUCGUCCCUCAGAGAUCUAGAACUUGCCUACGAAGUGCAUGACGUUUUGAACACUGGAGACAACCGGAAAUUCCUUGGACCCGACCACCGGCGUAAUUUCUAUUACUCCAAGUUCUUCAGUUUGCUUUGUCUGAUGGAACACAUUGAUGUAACCUUGAAGUGGUACAGGGACCUGAUACCUUCAGUCAUCAUUCCCCAUUCCCAAACAUUGAUAGAUCUUCUCCAAGCAUUGGAUGUGGCCAGUCGGCUAGAAAUGAUUCCUCAGAUUUGGAAAGAUAGUAAAGAAUAUGGUCACACUUACCACAGUAAUCUGAAGGAAGAGAUGCUGACACUCAUGGCAAGGGAUAAGCACCCACUAGAGCUGCAGGUGGUGUUUGCUGACUGUGCUGCAGACAUCAAGUCUACCUAUGAAAGCCAAGAUGCCAGACAGACUGCCUCGGCUUGGCCAGCCAAAACUCUAAACUGUAUAGCUGUCCUCUUUCUAAGGGCUCGGAGAACCGAGGAAGCCUGGAAAAUGCUGGGGCUUCUCAGGAAGCAUAAUAAGAUCCCUGGAAAUGAGCUGCUGAAUGAGUUUAUGGACAGUGCGAGAGCAUCCAACAGCCCUGGCCAGGCCAUCGAGGUUGUGAAGCUGGCGAGCACCUUCAGCUUACCUGCCUGUGAGGGCCUCAUCCAGAGAGUGCUGGUCGACUUUACACUCACUCAGGAACAGAAGGACACCCUAGGAAACCUCGCUGCACUGACCAGCAGCAGUGACGGUGACAGCAGUGACGGUGACAGCAGUGACAGUGACAGCAGUGACAGUGACAUCAGUGAAGGCAGAUAAAAGGGGGCAGUUCAGGAGCCGCUGUGGCCUGGAGUAGACGCUUUCCUCACACUCGGGAACUCAGAUGCUGGUAUUUUGAGCAAUGAUAAGGAAACAAGGGAAUACAGACAUGGUAUAUUUGUUACUGUGAACAAUGACUUAGAUUAAGCUGCUAAUUUGGGAUUUACUAAACUGUCCGUUAAUGCAGCAUUCAGAGCUUACCAUUUAAGCAGCAGCACUGCCACCCUCAUUUCUUUAGACAGACUGGAUGGCACACGGCUCGCGGCCUCAUGUCUGGUGUGGGCUGACUUCAUCUUCAGCACCUGCUUUCCCUGUUCCUGGGCUUCAGCCUUUGAUGGCCUGAUGCUCUGAUGCUUGACCUUAGAGAAGGUUCAACAGAAGGUUUUCGUACAAUUGCUAUUUGGUCAAUAGUAUCCCAAUUUCAGGGCUGUUUAGAUGUGAAAAACUGCAUCUUAGACUCCAUUAAAUAUGAUAAUGGCAGAAUUUUAGCCUGCAUAACUGGUAAAAUGGAAACUUUAAAUAAAUAUUGUCAUUGAUGUA
Messenger RNA from Loxodonta africana (African savanna elephant), 2824 nucleotides. RefSeq names its product pentatricopeptide repeat domain 3 (gene PTCD3). Bases 191 to 2284 code for a protein of 697 amino acids. Gene Ontology annotation, molecular function: rRNA binding; ribosomal small subunit binding; protein binding. Gene Ontology annotation, cellular component: mitochondrion. Gene Ontology annotation, biological process: mitochondrial translation. The transcript has 25 exons. Lineage: Eukaryota; Metazoa; Chordata; Mammalia; Proboscidea; Elephantidae. The record is from RefSeq and is a predicted model, not a curated record.